Messenger RNA from Dothidotthia symphoricarpi CBS 119687, 816 nucleotides. RefSeq lists its product as uncharacterized. NCBI's taxonomy places the organism in Eukaryota, Fungi, Ascomycota, Dothideomycetes, Pleosporales, Dothidotthiaceae. The coding region runs from base 207 to 683 and encodes 158 amino acids. The record is from RefSeq and is a predicted model, not a curated record. The transcript has a single exon.
GACCAUUUAAGUCAACGACGAAAUAUAACUUUACCCCACCGGCGAACAGACGACAACUGGCAUACGAGGUCCUUUGUCCAUACCCAUCCUCAGCUCUGCAACCCCCCUACCUUCAUCUACCGAAAUACAACGACACCUGACGCAAUUCCCUGCAACGGGCCGCUUCUUCCCCAGACCAUGCACAUUUCGGAAUCGAACACGAGCUUAUGUCAACGCCAUCAAGGCUUACCUCACCCGAUUCGACGCCACAAAAUGCAUGUUUCGCGCCCAGCGUCCUUCCAAUAAAUCUUGUCGCAACGUUGCAUCGUGUAUGUUUAUGUCGAAGCAACGCUGGGAGGGUGCAUGGAGAGUAUCGAAGAGAAAAGAGCAAGGCAUUCAUUGCCCGGGAUGAAGUUCCCGUGUUUCGAGGAUGCCCCUGCGAAUUAUCCAUGCCGACGCUCGGCUCAGCUGAAUUCGAUGUAAAGCACAGGAGAUGUCAUCGAAUCCCUAGUCAGGCGAUUGAAUCUGCCAUGUUUGCAAUACGAUCGGCAGCUGUGGAUCAAUGUUACGUUUUGGAAGACAACUCGUGGUUCUAUUCUUGGAAUCGAGGCGAGGGAUCAAAGCUCCGGAGAAAAAAGGUCGCUUGUGGUUACUUUGACGACACACAUACGAGCAUAAACAUGAGCACAAUAUCUAACGUGUAAACAAGGCAAAUGAGAGAAGAGUGUAAAUCGGGAUUGUUUAUUCAUUACUUCCCAUAUUGAUUCGUACAAUCAUGGGCAUGCGCUGAGGAGCUACACCCUCACCUCGUCCAACUCCGCCUGCAGAUGGUUCGUG